This is a messenger RNA of Racocetra persica, 128 nucleotides long. The record is from the annotation of a GenBank genome assembly. Lineage: Eukaryota; Fungi; Glomeromycota; Glomeromycetes; Diversisporales; Gigasporaceae.
UUCCCCCUUCGCACUUCCAGCAUCGUCCACCGUCUGAUGACCGGCAUGGACGCGUGGGUGGCAAUUUUAAAAUGAGUAUGGAAAUUGGAUCAGAAACAUAUUUUAUUAAGUGGCUUAGAAAUGAGUAG